GAAGGACUCCCAGCCCCACAAUGCACCUCUGCGGGCUCAGGUGGCGUCCCUAGCAACGGCAGGCCUGGAAGGCAGAGCCGGGACCGGAGGAGGCCGGCCGGGCGCGGGCACAAGCGGCAGCAGGAGAAGCCGCCGCGAUCAUGGGGCAGGAUUACUACGCGGUGCUGGAGCUCACCCGCAGUGCCAAGGAUGCCGACAUCAAGAAGGCCUAUCGCAAGCUUGCUUUGAAGUUCCACCCUUAUAAAAACAAGGAGCUGUGGGCACGAGAGAAGUUCAAGCAGCUCGCAGAAGCCUAUGAUGUCUUGAGUGAUCCUGUGAAGAAGGGUGUUUAUGACAAAUUUGCAGAGGAAGGCCUCAAAGGAGGGAUCCCCUUGGAAUUUGGAGCUGACACCCCCUGGACAGAAGGCUAUGUGUUCCACGGGAAUCCUGAAAAAGUCUUCCGGGACUUCUUUGGAGGGGACAACCCCUUUGCUGAGUUCUACACCGGAGAAGGGGCUGACGUGAACAUGGCAUUUGGGGGGCUGCGAGGAAGAGGAGUGAAGAAGCAGGACCCUCCGAUUGAGCGAGAUCUCUACCUUUCACUAGAAGACUUGUUCUAUGGAUGCACCAAAAAAAUCAAGAUUUCACGCAGGGUGAUGAAUGAUGAUGGUCAUGCCUCCACUAUUAAAGAUAAGAUUCUUACCAUCGAUGUGCAGCCAGGAUGGAAACAAGGGACCAAGAUCACCUUUCAGAAGGAAGGAGACCAGGGCCCAAACAUUAUUCCAGCUGACAUCAUCUUCAUUGUAAAGGAGAAGCUCCACCCCAGGUUCAAACGAGAGGAUGACAACCUGAUCUACGUGGCCAGCAUCCCUCUUGGAAAGGCGCUGAUUGGGUGCACCGUGGAUGUGAGGACGCUGGACGAAAGGCUGCUGAACAUCCCCAUCAAUGACAUUGUCCACCCCAAGUACGUCAAAGUGGUGCCCGGGGAAGGGAUGCCUCUCUCCAAGGACCCCACCCACAAAGGGGACCUCAUCAUGCAUUUCGACAUCCACUUUCCCAAAAGACUAACCCCUGCCAAGAAGGAGCUCCUGAGGGAGGCGCUGUUGACAUGAGAGGUCCUGUCUUUGCUUCUGUCUUCCCUUUGGAAAAAAAUAAGUGCCUAUCUUGUGUA
Messenger RNA from Hemicordylus capensis (graceful crag lizard), 1150 nucleotides. It is a transcript of the gene DNAJB13, whose product is annotated as DnaJ heat shock protein family (Hsp40) member B13. The transcript is spliced from 8 exons. The record is from RefSeq and is a predicted model, not a curated record. Gene Ontology annotation, molecular function: protein-folding chaperone binding. Gene Ontology annotation, cellular component: cytosol. NCBI's taxonomy places the organism in Eukaryota, Metazoa, Chordata, Lepidosauria, Squamata, Cordylidae. Bases 141 to 1091 code for a protein of 316 amino acids.